GAAACCAAGAAAGCACCGAAACUCGGUUUCUCCUCCGGCGCAAAAGAGGAUUUCCCGUCGCCGAGCUGGAGUUUGAUUCCCGCCAAUUGUAUAGAGGAAGAGGAUGAGAUGGAUGAAUCGAAGAUGGAGGAGUGUUGUCUUGAGAAUAAACAAUUAACCACUGCAUCCAGCUCUUCUGUAUCUUUAUCUGAAGGCAGCGGUAGUGCUGUUGUUAAGUCCCCAGCAAUAUCUAGCCCAGUAGCUACAUCACCCACGCAUCGGAGGACAAGUGGCCCCAUUAGGCGAGCAAAAGGUGGCUGGACUCCUGAGGAGGACGAGACAUUAAGAAAUGCAGUAGCGGCAUAUAAGGGGAAGAGUUGGAAGAAAAUAGCUGAAUUUUUUCCUGAUAGAUCAGAGGUGCAGUGUCUACAUCGAUGGCAGAAGGUCCUUAAUCCAGAUCUUGUUAAAGGACCUUGGACUCAAGAGGAAGAUGAUAAAAUCAUUGAACUUGUAUCAAAAUAUGGACCCACAAAAUGGUCUGUCAUUGCCAAGUCGUUGCCUGGACGUAUAGGGAAACAAUGCCGAGAGAGGUGGCACAAUCAUUUGAAUCCAGAUAUAAAGAAGGAUGCUUGGACGUUAGAGGAGGAAUUAGCCCUCAUGGAUGCACAUCGUACAUAUGGGAACAGAUGGGCAGAAAUAGCUAAGGUUUUACCCGGAAGGACUGACAAUGCAAUAAAGAAUCACUGGAAUAGUUCCUUGAAGAAAAAGCUAGAUUUCUAUCUGGCUACUGGGAAGCUUCCCCCAGUAGCAAAAAGUGGUCUCCAAAAUGGCAGCAAAGAUAUGACUGGAUCUGCUACAACGAAAGGUUUGCUUGUUUGCUCUAAUAAAGAAUCAGAUUCUACUGCUCAAACAUCAUCAGGGACUACAGAUAUAUGCAAAAUGGAGGAAGAUGGAAAAGAUCAGUUAGAUUCCUCUACUCCGGUUCCAGAUGCAGCUGCUUCAUCAUGUGUUCCUGAUGAAUUUGCUGAUGAUGAAGGUGCAGAAUGUAGGCAACAGUCAUCCAAUGCCAAACCUUGCUGCAAUAAUGCAGAGUCAGGACCAAGGUUAGAGAAUCAUGCAAUCAGUUCUGAAAUUGUUGAAGAUAAGGUUACUGGGCUGCAAGUUCAACCUGGCACUCCAACUUAUGGUUCCUUGUAUUAUGAGCCACCUAGGUUGGACAGUUGCAUUUCAUUAGAUUCAGAUCUUUUAAGCAAAUGCAGUUUGCAGCAUCACUGGAGCUCUAGUCCUAUUGUGUCACCUAUUUAUUUCUUCACUCCACCUUGUACCAAGGGCAGUGGUUUAAGUGCCCAGAGUCCUGAAUCUAUUCUUAGAAUGGCUGCCAAGAGCUUCCCCAAUACACCUUCCAUAUUUCGAAAGAGAAAGGUGGGAGCUCAGUCACAUCUGCUUCCUAAUAAAGUGGGGAAAGUGGAUGUGAAAAUAGUCAAGGAGAGGAUCCAAUUGUUGAGUGAACAUGAAAGACACAGCAACAGUUCAGAGAAGGCUCAGUUUCAUGAUGCAAAUUCAUCUGAGAGUCCUGUUUGUCAAGGUAAUAGCAGUAUUGGGCUUAACACCAAGGCUUUUAAUGCCUCUCCUCCCUACAGGUUAAGAUCCAAAAGGAGUGCAGUUUUUAAAUCUGUUGAGAGGCAACUUGAGUUUAGUUUUGAUAAAGAGAAAUCUGAUGGUCAUAAAGAAGCUUCAGAAUUAUCUAUGAAUGGGAGCUUUGUCAUUGAAGAUUGCUUGCAAGCAACAAAGAUGGGGAUCACCUAGGGCACAAACUGGAGUGGAGAGGCUGGAGAGAUAAUCUUGAAGCUGCCACAGGCAUCGGUUUUAUUUUUGUUGGUGCUCAUCCCAGACAAAUGCGCCUUCAAUGCCAUAGCUUCAUUGUUUCACAGAUAUAGUAGCUCCAUGUUUUGUAGGCAUGGUAAUCGUCCGUCAUUAUUAGGUAUACUGAGUUCCUUUGCAUCAUUGCAAACAGCAGUAGGCUUCUGGUCUAUGUAGAAUAAAAGAGGGAAGACUCCCUAUCCCUCAUGAAGAAUACUGACCAUUCUGUACAGAGCCCUUUUUCUGACUGAAGAAAAUGCAUGGAAAAAUCUCAAAGUCAGACAUGUAGUUAACUUCCCCACCAUUUGUAACACUGAUAAUUUAGGGAGCAGCAACAGAGGUAACUCUUACUGCUAAAAUACGUUCUAUUUAACUAAAAGGUCUUUUGUUUACAUUAUUACCUUUUUCUCGGAGAUGAAUAGAAAAUUGAUUUUACACGAUUUCUCUUUUACUGGACCUCUGUGUAAUUAAUUGACUUCCAUUUCCAUGUUAUCUUGCCUGGUGGGUGAUUUCUUGGGAAGUCUUUGUGUUGCACUCCUUGUCUUUCUUCCUCAAAUUCGUUAAUUUUUUAAAAUGACUUGUAGAGUUAGCAUAAAGAUUUGUUCUCACCGGUAUGAGUGGGGGUUUGAACUCUGAUUUUUUCUCCUCACCCCUCUUCAUGAGGGUUUUAAAUUAAAGCUCAUUAAAUGACAAUUGUGUGU
Rubroshorea leprosula is the source of this 2540-nucleotide messenger RNA. NCBI's taxonomy places the organism in Eukaryota, Viridiplantae, Streptophyta, Magnoliopsida, Malvales, Dipterocarpaceae. The record is from the annotation of a GenBank genome assembly.